ACGAUCGGCCUCGAUGAAAUAACAAUGAAUUCCUCGGCGAUUUUCAAAGUCUGGUCCCGGUUCCCUUCCUCCGAUAAGGCGGAGACGCCGAAGGCGGGUUGGUAUCCUAACUACAUCUAUGCAUUACUUCCCAAGUGCAAGCCUCAUUUGAAGAGCAAGUGUGAAGGCUUUCGGACUGACACAACCCCGUUCCGGAAGCAAGGGAAGAAGGCAUACAUCACUGGAUACUUCCACGGAUUUUGCAACAAGGAA
Messenger RNA from Colletotrichum phormii, 252 nucleotides. RefSeq lists its product as uncharacterized. The transcript has a single exon. The annotation marks the transcript as partial. Lineage: Eukaryota; Fungi; Ascomycota; Sordariomycetes; Glomerellales; Glomerellaceae. The record is from RefSeq and is a predicted model, not a curated record.